UUUGGACCGGAGAGAAUCCAUUUCGGUGGCAUUAUUAAUGUCGUUGGCAAAUGUUUGGCGCGGAAUCUAAAUUUUUCUUUUUCCGGCAUCUCUAUGGAGUCAAGUCAACCCUCCUGCAUAUCCCAGUGUUUACUCGCCCGCGAAGAUCGCGGGCAUCAUCGUAAUAACAUCAAGUACCCCAAGGCCUUUCAGUCAUUCCAACAAACAUGCACUCAAUAGUAUUUGCGGGACUUACGUGUCCGCUCACAUCCAUAGAAGACAGAAAGGCACCCAAACACACAUAGACCCACAGUCCCAGAGAGAGAGAGAGAGAGAGAGCAUAACGGAGACAAACACCAAAGCCGAGAGAGAGAGAGAGAGAGAGAGAGAGAUUGAGGUGCUUAUACGGUGCUCAAAGUCCUUCUGUUUCAGAAAUCUCUUUCUGGUGGAUUGCAGGAAUCUACGUCCUUGGUUCUCUUCGAUUCAUUAUUUCUCCUGUAUAUCCACUUGAAAAAAUCAGAACAAAACUAAAGAGGAGAUUUCGGAACCCUGGACAAUCGAAGGUUUUGCGUUGGAUAAAGUUGGAUUUUCUGAGAAUUUGUUGAAGGAGAUCUGCAAUGGAGCUUUUUGAUUCCUCUUCAAAUAGGAAUAUUGAUAUCAGCCUUACCUUUGCGACAUUAGGCUGUUGAUUUUUUAUUGAUAUGCAGUAAAAAGUGAAAUUGGCUAGUGGCAUUGGAAUAGCAGAUUCUGCUUUUCCUACACUUUUGAAGGCGUACAGAGAGAUCUUAUGAAGCUUUUGUAUUCCUAUCGAUUCAGGAAAAAUUGAGAUCAGCUCUGCUUUCUGUUACGGUUGCCUUCGAACUUUUAAUUGCCAGGUGGGAAAAAGUGCAAUUUGAGAUGUGGUGUUGGAACUGAAGAUCUGAUUUUCCUGCGUUUUCCGAAAAAUCUGUGUAAGAAGAAGGGGGAGAAAAAGUUAAGUUGGUUCCUAAUUCGAGUGAUUCCAUCAAGAGAUGUGUAUUGGGUGGUCAUUCUGUCAGAUUUGAAAAAAUGAGUUUAGGUAAGUAGUUUACAGAGGUAACCGUUGGGUGGUGGUGAGGAUGGCAGGAGCAUGGGAGCAAAUAGGGGACAUUGCGAAUAUAGCCCAGCUAACUGGCCUUGAUGCCUGCCGGCUAAUUGGGAUGAUAGUGAAAGCCGCAAGCACGGCUCGGAUGCACAAAAAGAAUUGCAGGCAAUUCGCACAGCAUCUGAAGUUGAUUGGUAAUCUGCUAGAGCAGCUCAGGAUCUCGGAACUUAAGAAGUAUCCGGAGACCCGGGAACCACUGGAGCAGCUUGAGGAUGCACUGAGGAGGUCUUACAUUUUGGUCAACAGUUGCCAGGACCGGAGCUAUCUCUAUCUGCUUGCGAUGGGAUGGAACAUUGUGUACCAGUUUAGGAGGGCACAAAAUGAGAUCGACCGAUACUUGAAGAUCGUACCUCUCAUCACUCUAGUGGAUAAUGCUCGAGUCAGGGAAAGAUUGGAGUAUAUUGAACAGGAUCAACGUGAAUACACAUUGGACGAUGAGGAUAGGAGGGUGCAAGAUGUGAUACUUAAACCAGAUCCGGACGCUAUGGUGUUGAAGAAAACUCUUUCUUGUUCCUACCCCAACUUGCCUUUUAAUGAGGCAAUGCAAAAAGAAAAUGAAAAGCUUCAGGUAGAACUACAACGCUCACAAGCCUGUAUGGAUGUAGGCCAGUGUGAAGUAAUCCAGCAUUUGCUUGAUGUCACUGAGUCUGUUGCUGCAACUUCUCUGUCUCCGAAGAAUUCACCACCCACAUAUUCAAAAAUGGCGGAGCAUAGUUAUUCAGACCUUAAUAGUGAUAAGGAGAAUGCAUAUGACGAAAGCUAUACUAAGAAAAGUGGGACUAAAUCAACUUCGAGAAACACUUCUUCAGUAUCAUCUGGACAAGAUCUGCUGUCUACUAGAGGUUCAAAGUGGGAUGACGAAUGGCACUCGGAUUUGCUUGGCUGCUGUUCUGAACCUCUUCUGUGUAUAAAAACUUGCUUCUGUCCUUGUGGGACCUUAUCGAAGAUUGCUAGUGUGGCAACGGACAGGCCCAUCUCUUCUGGAGAAGCAUGCAAUGAUUUGAUGGCUUAUUCAUUGAUAUUAUCUUGCUGUUGCUAUACUUGCUGCAUCCGAAGGAAGCUUCGCAAGGCGCUGAACAUCACGGGAGGGUGUGUUGACGAUUUUCUCUCACAUUUGAUGUGCUGUUGCUGUGCCCUUGUCCAAGAAUGGCGGGAAGUGGAGAUUCGAGGGGCUUAUGGUCCUACGAAGACAAAAACAAGCCCUCCACCCACUCAGUACAUGGAAUCCUGAGAUGGGGAAAAUUGUUUAGCUGUCGAAAGACUUCUGUACUUGAGUGUCGUUAAGAGAGAGCAUCCAUUUGCCACUUUUUCUUAGAACCUUUGGUGAGAUUCCUCUUCCGCCAUUAGCUUACGUAGAUGUAAAGAAGCUUUUAAUAUAUCUACUUUCAGAUUCAGAAUGUGUUUCAUAGAAAAUUCAAUGGUAUCCAUUAACUUAGAUGUAAAAAGUAACUUUUACUAUCUUCUUUCAUAUUCAGCAUAUGUAUUCAAAUUGCCUGGGUGAUUGUGCUUA
Molecule: messenger RNA, 2612 nt
Organism: Rhododendron vialii
Lineage: Eukaryota; Viridiplantae; Streptophyta; Magnoliopsida; Ericales; Ericaceae
Product: protein MID1-COMPLEMENTING ACTIVITY 1
Exons: 8
Coding region: 1077-2333 (418 amino acids)
Biological process (GO): cell surface receptor signaling pathway
Source: RefSeq, a predicted model, not a curated record